Chelonia mydas (Green sea turtle) is the source of this 4915-nucleotide messenger RNA. RefSeq names its product transmembrane protein 97 (gene TMEM97). The transcript is spliced from 3 exons. The coding region runs from base 1931 to 2449 and encodes 172 amino acids. NCBI's taxonomy places the organism in Eukaryota, Metazoa, Chordata, Testudines, Cheloniidae. The record is from RefSeq and is a predicted model, not a curated record. Gene Ontology annotation, cellular component: endoplasmic reticulum.
AGUUUCGCCGUUCUUGUAUAAUGACUGCACUUUCUUUAUUUGCAUCAACAACUUGGCUUAAUUUGAAUGUUUGAGUUCAAAUGCAUUUAAAUCUCCACCACCAUUAAAGAAUUUAGUCUUCUGAGGUGGAGAUGGGCUGGGAUCUUCCCAAACUGAGACAGCAGCUUGAAUACACAAACAGAGACUAAAAUUGACAUAUAAUGGUUAUUGCUUAGUCUUCAGUGCCCCUGACAAGGUAUGAACCUCUCUCUUCACACACAGGAGGACCCGGUCCCUUGCAUUAACGAAUGUCGUGUGUGGGAGACUAUACAGUACGCUUGGUCGUAAGUUACAAUUAGGUUAGUAUUGAUUAUAAAUCAGACAGCACUAGAAUGAAAUCUUGGUCCUAUUGACCUCACUGGAGCCAGUAUUUCACCCUAUAUGAGCCUGAUCCUUAGUUGGUGUGAAUCAGUAUAGUUCCAUGACGACAUACCAGCAAAAGAGGAUGUGGUCCAAUGUAGCAUUUGAACAGGGAGAAAAUGUUUAAAAUUUAGACCCCCUAAAAGUUAAGGGCUUUCCAGUAGAAAUAUUGGCACAACUUCAGGUAGACAACACCACCAGAGCAUAAAGCACCAAAUCUAGUAUCCCAUUUGAACUGCUAACAGGAUUUGAAUUUUCAAUAAAUAUUAAAACCAGUUGUUCAGUCCAUUGUGUAGAGACUUUCCCAGUCUUACUCCCUUACACUUUAUAUUUCUUGUAGUAGUAGACUAUCUUAAGAUCCUUGAAACGCACCUGUUCUUCAAUUCUCUGUUUAUAUUAUAACUCUUUGCUGUCAGCUGUCACUGCCUUGUGAAAAGCCUGUACCUGGCACUGGUGUCAAUCAGGUAGUAUUUCUAUUCUGGAAAGCUUUGUUUCCUAUCUGUAUUAAGGGAAGAUGUGUACAACCACUGCACAAUAAUAACCUGAUACAUAAACUGGAUCUUUAACCGUAGUCAGCUUCCAGUUCAGGAAGGGAAUAAGACUGGCUCAGUGAUUUGAAGUAAACCUAUUAAUAGGUUUAAAAAAAAACUCACUGAUGUUUGAGACAGGAACACAACCUGCUACUGGGAAGUGCAUUGGUACGAAUGCAGAAACUCCUGCUUCAUCUAGCACGAGGGUUGAGAUCUUCAAAGUACUCUUGGGACAUUUAGACACAUUCUCCCCUCUUACUCCUGGGAUCUUGCCAAAGCCCGUCAGCCUGCUGAAAAUUUGUAUCCAGGAGGAAGUUAACUAGUGGGACAGCCAGAAAGCGUUAGCUUUGUUAGUGAUUGGACUCGCCCGGGGGCCUGGUAAAAGUAAAGAAAUGAACGUGAGGAAGAGUAUACGAGCAUCUUCUCAAAACAACUUGUGAUUCUUCCGCUAACCAGAAAUUCUUCUCUGCUGGGUGCUUUAGAAAAUCUCACCCCUAAGCUACUUCACUGCACAGGUCCCGUUGAAAGUCAGUGGUACUUAUUCUCCUGAGUCCCUUUUGGGAAUCCAUAAUAGUGUAAAUGUGCUCACAGAGGACUUCUGACCCCCUGCUUCAAAGGCAACCUGCUAAAUCCUGUGCUGGCUGGCGGGACGAGGCCUUGAAUACAAUCUAAUUUGUUGAGCCGAGCUCUAAAGAGCGAGCCCAUGCUUUCUUUUUUUCCUCACCAAGCUAUGAAAACGGUUUUAAGCCUUUAAAAUAGGUUGUAACGCAAAUCUAGUAAGGCUGCUUCCUAUUGAGGCGAAUGGAAUCUUCCUUCAGGGGAGGCACCAACCGCAGGUGUUUUGCCUUCAGCCAGCUGAGCAGCCCUUUAAAUUGUGAGUUGUCCCAGCAGGAAACCAAGCCUCCUGAGAGUGCAGCCAAUGGGAGCCGGAGAAAGCUGUGGCCUGUUGUGUCUGUUGCUUACCAGCUGACUUCCUGCUGCUGCACUGCCCCAGGGAAGGGAUGGCUGCUGUUACUGGCUUGCUGGAGUGGGUUUUUGCCCUGUACUUCCUCACUCACAUUCCCAUCACUUUACUGAUAGACCUGCAAGCGCUUGUACCUGGGGCUGGCAUCCACCCGCAGAGUCUGACGGAGUUGUUAAAAUGGUACGCAGUUACCUUUAAAGAUCCCAUGAUGCUGGAGCCCCCUGCAUGGUUUAAGUCGUUUGUAUAUUGUGAAGCCUUCUUACAAAUGCCUUUCUUUCCCAUUGCAGCUUAUGCAUUCUUAAAAGGUGGUUGCAAAUGGAUACGGACUCCAGCAAUUAUCUACUCCAGUCAUGUCGCUACAACUGUAUUUCCUAUCCUUGCACACAUCCUGUUUCACGAUUUCUCCGCGUCCAAGCAUCAGGGUCCAGAGACACAGCAGGAACGCCUUGCUCUGUUAGCCAUCUAUGUGCCGUAUUUGCUGAUUCCAGUUCUGAUCCUGUUUACCAUGUUGUACAGCCCCCAAUACAACCAGGUGGAGAAAAGGAAAAAGAACUAAUGGGGAAUUGAAACACCCUAAACAUCUAGCCCCAUCUGUUCUCUGAAUCUACUCCGUCCAGGUCCUGUGGAAUAAGUGCCCAUCUAGUGCAGUCUGCUGCCCCAAUUCACACCGGUAUGAGUCCCAAAUAGAAGGCUUGACUUGCCCUAAAGUCCCUGCUCUUCCCAAAACAAGUAGCCAUUCCCCCUGCUGCUGUGGCUAGAGGGACCUAACUUCUCUGGGGCUGGCAAAUGGGUGUUUUUCAUCAGUGCGAACAAAACAGAAGUAAAGCCUUUGACGUACAAUACUGAAACGAGAGCAUUGCAUUUGCGUUCUGCCUCCCUUUCAGCUGCUUUUCUCUCAUGGUAAAUAUACCUGUGUGAGAAACCACGGAUCCCCCGUCUGUUUAAAAAUAAGACACACCAGAGGCUUCAUAAUUGUGCAGUGUUAUGACUUAAUUAACUACAAGCAGCUGGAGAGCAGAGAGAGUUUGUGAGGGAGGAAGGUGUUAUUCUGUAUUAUUUUUAUUAGACAUAAAAACAGGGUCUGGUUCUGCCCUCAGAUACAUAUGCACGCUCCCAUUGGCUUAGGUAUGGCGGGGGCAGAACCUGGCCCAUGAAAGUUAAGAGUAUGACGGAAUAUAUGUUAAUGCAACCAAGUCACCUAGUUGUGUAAGUCUUAAAAUUUCAUAACUUUGAACUUGUGAGCCAAAACUCUCGCCACUUCAUUAUGUAUGUUUGAUUUUGUGCCUGGCCACGCUGGAUCCAAGCCCUCAAGCACGCCCUUAUAUACCAUUGCCUACCAUCUGGAAUGACGCUAUGAUCCUUUUUUAAAGAGUCUGCCUGGGCCAGCUCCAUCUUUGAUUAUGGAGUUGAAUCACCAGUUCGAGUAGAUUUCAAGACCUGCCUGAUUUCUGAAUGCUAAAAUGUAACCUACUUUGACAUACAUCUGCUUUUUUGUAUAGCACCUUUCUUCCCAAAGGGCCCUAAAGUCUUUUCCUAAUUGUGUAUGAGCAGGGAUCAUUUCACCUGCUUCUGACCUGCAGCAUCCCUCCCAGCAGUCCUGGGUUUUGUGGGGCUAGCCUGCUUUGACCCCAAGCCCAUCUCAGUUGAAGUGAACAUUUCCCCCAUUUAGGACUGCCUGGGGAGGGGCAGUUUGCCCUGGGCCCCCCGUUCGAGAGGGCCCCCAAACCUAGUGGUGGUGUGACCUGGUGCAGGGCAUUGCAGCGUGACUUAGGUUUGGCCUGUCCCCCGCCUUUCGUUUCCAUCUAUGGAGGGGCAGAUGGGCCAAACCUGAGUGGCACCGCGUCCUCCUUUUCGCCACUUGAAAUGCUGAGGUAAGCUGCAGCCGCACCUGGGAUGAAAUGCACAAAUGCAGCCCAGUUAGACACAGACUGACAAGCGGGCUGGUCUUCUGUUCCAAAUCUCUUCCAAAAGGUUGAGCAUUAGCCUCGAAAUGGUGGUAACAUCAGUUGUUCGUGAUGUCAAGGACUAUUCUGUCAUCCGCGUGCCAGGGUCUAAAUUACAAAGGCCGGACUGUUUCAUGCCUGGUUGCCUACAGGUAGGUGUACAACUCCACAUCGAAGCACUUAAUAAGCAGCCUGACUUCUGUGUCAGGUGCUGAGCACCUGCAACUUCUGUUGACCUUAACACAGAGGUGGGCAAACUACAGCCCGUGGGCCACAUCCGGCCUGCGGGACCAUCCUGCCCGGCCCGGGAGGCUAGCCCCUGUCCCCUCCCCUGCAGCCUCAGCGUGAUGUGAUGCCAAUGCUCUGGCCCGCUGCUCCUGCCAGGCAGGGCAGUGGUGUGGCUGCAAGCUUCUGCCACUCUGAGGGGUGUGGUAAGGAGGCAGAGAGUCAGAUAAGGGGCGGAGGGGGAGUCAAGGGACAGGGUGCAGAGGGUGGUUGAAUGGAGCAGAGGUUCAGGGGCAGGGUGGUCAGGAGACAGGCAGCAGGGGGUUGGAUGGGUCGGGAGUUCUGAGGGGGGCAGUCAUGGGGUGGGAAGUGGGUCAGGCCAGGCUGUUUGGGGAAGCACAGCUUUCCCUACCCGGUCCUCCAUAAAGUUUCACAACUCAGAUGUGGCCGUUGGGCCAAAAAGUUUGCCCAUCCCUGCCUUAACAGGAUUUGUGGGUGCUCAGCUCUUCUGGAAAUCAGGCCAUUCGUAUUCAUAUCUAAAUGUGGAUUUUGGAACCUAGCUUUAGGCAGCCAUUGUCUAAAUCUGUUUACCGUUAAUGUCUGCUCAUGCCACAAAGACUUCAGGCUGGCAGCUUACAGCACUGUUAAAAAUUCCCAGGAACCUGCUGUUCUGAAUGUGAGUCUGUGAGCCUCACAGCAGAAUUCAAGACAGAUUAUGCCUAUGUUCUCCAGUUUGGGAUUGUUGUGGGUGGGUUCUGUUAGUCACAAACUUGCCUUUGUGUGUAUUUUUUUUUUUAACUGGACAGCAAUUCUCUUCUCAGUCCAAAUAAAAAUAAGCUAUUGGUCCUUCUUAA